Rhipicephalus sanguineus (brown dog tick) is the source of this 3768-nucleotide messenger RNA. Its product is annotated as nuclear pore complex protein DDB_G0274915. The transcript is spliced from 2 exons. Lineage: Eukaryota; Metazoa; Arthropoda; Arachnida; Ixodida; Ixodidae. The record is from RefSeq and is a predicted model, not a curated record. The coding region runs from base 95 to 3580 and encodes 1161 amino acids.
AAUCUGCGUGGCGCGUGCGAGAUAAAGUUACCCAUAAGGGCCUGCGCUCGCGUUAUAGCGCAGUGCGAAGACACGCCUCAGGCGCAGACGGGUUAUGGCUUCCAUCAAUUGGUACCUGCCGCUCCUGGUGGCGUUAGUGACGAUCUUCAGCGCUGGAACGUCCAUAGGAACUACUGGUCCUCUACUCGUGAAGGCUGAAGGCAUAAAAACAAUUACGCAUUCAAGCGACGGAGGGGUAAAGGGCGUCAAGGGGAUCACCGUCAAAUCCGUUACAAGCAGUGAUUUAUUGAAGCCGGCAGCUCCGCCUAGUCCCAAAGAUCUUCCCGACGACAUCGAUCCUUUCGCGCUCGCCCCACCGCCAUCAUCAAGCGUCAAUAACAAUGGCCCAUUUUUAUCACCAGGAAGCGAAAGAGGAGGAUCCAAUGUUCAAGGUGGGGAAGGAGAAACGUUCAACACUGUUCAAAACGGCGCCGGAAGUGUUACCAAAACAACGGUUACCAAAAGCGUUGUAUCAGUUACCCACCCCGGUGGUUCAAACGCUCUGCCAGGUGGCGGUAGUAGCCUUACAUUACGGCCCCUUAGUCCAGGAACCACUAUACCGGGAGCACCUGGAGGUCCGAAUAUCUUGACAAGUACAGAAGUCAACCGAAACGCAUUUGUUGGCUCAACCAUCACCGGUGGAAGACAGGGUCCAACAGCUCACCUACCUUCCAACACACACGGAGCUCUAGUCGGCCUGAGCAAUGUACCAGCUCCAUCUGUAAUAAAUUCGAGAACUUCCAAUAUCCAUUCUGUAAUUACUACAGGAGUAAACAAUUUACGUCCUGGUGCUAUUCCUCCGGUUCAUGCCGCUCCCUCAGUCGGUGUCACAGGAAGCGGUGUAGAGGUCGAAGUGCCUGGAUUUACUACAGGACUUGACCGAAGAUGGAAGUGGGUGCUCGGCCGGCGAACCGGGAUAUUUCCUCCAUACAUCCAAGCUCUUGAUCCUGAAGUAUUGUACUAUAAACUUGGUUACCAGCCUCCGAGCCUCCCAGGACUUCCAGAGCCCGUGCAGAGACUCCUUAACAAUAUUCCUGUUCAGCCUGCUGGUAGCGGUAUUUAUGGACACAGAGGUUCUACAACAUUGAUUGAUAUCAUUCGAAAAAUUGCGAGAGUCACGGCCUUAAAAAAUCUUUUGUCCAGCAGUAAACUUUCUCAUAAAGCGAACCAAACAAAACUGCUCACCUCUCUUAUCGCAAGUGAAACGUCAUCUUCAUCAGGGGCGUCUCCCAUAGAGCGUCUUCUGCUCCAGAGUGACUCACAAUCGUCCCCAAUUCAGCCAGGAAUUUGGAGCAGUUUGGUCUCGCUGUUUGGUAGCGACCCCUAUGGAUUCUCUUUUCGCAGCCCUUACGCUGGACGGUUCGGUUCUCCAUAUAGCACCUUUUAUGGUGGGACAUAUGGUAGUACUUACGGCAGCCCGUGGUCGACAUUUCCCGGUGCACCAUUUUCAGGAAGUACAUGGCCAUACUACGGCAGUAGUCCGCUAGCACCUUUCGCACCAUACGGCCUCGGAUCGGGACCUUAUUCAUCUUUUAGUACAUACGGUGGCCCAUCGGGACCAUCAUACCCUGGUUUUCCAAGUUACGGCGGAAGUUCAGUGACAAAAAGCAUACUGAGCACUAUUUCUGGAAUAAAUACCGGAAGUACUGGCAUGCCUUACGUAACGGCGCCCGACGGAACCCUUUCGCCGCUAAUCGACCAAUUCUCGACAACUACUAGUAGGGGUUAUUACGACUUGUCUGUACCAGGCAGCUCUAAAUCUUUGACCGAGAAGUUGAUCGAUGUACUUGCACAUCCUCGUCAAUACCCACUAGGUCCUGAUGGAGAACUUUUGUACAAAAAUGAUGCUGCCCCGUAUGGAACCGGACCACUGUCUCCGCUAUUAGGAGGCACAAACAACCCAUCGUACAAUCUCUUCAGAAAUACGGCUACAUCAAAAACGACCCUCGACCGGUUGACAAGAUCUGGUGGCAUAUAUCCAUACAUUUUACUGAAGUUGCUCCGUAGCAAUCCCCGAUCGCCAACAAUUAACGCUAUUAUAAAACAAGUGAUAAAUCAGCGACGACCAUUUGGAAUAUUGAGCUCAUUACUAAACAGCGUGGGGCCAAACGAAAGUGAAACAGAUGGGGCCCCUCAAAUGAUAUCGUUGCUUCGAAAAGCAAUCAGCAAUCCGAAUGACAUUGCAGGUCAGUACUUAGCCCGACUAGCGGGAAUAAGUCCAGAAACAUUUGGCCUUUCCUCAAGCAGUAGAACAUCCUUAGACCCCACCACAAAUACAUUGACGCAGCUUCGGGGCCUUCGUCAACCUACCGAAGGAAGUCCAUACGAUUCCCUCAAUAAGCUUUUGCUAGGAGCAGAGGAACCAUUAAGCCGUAUAAGCUCACGUAUAACACCGGAAACGUAUAACACGUUUACAGAUAGGCAACCUCGGUUUGCUGACUCCAUGCUUAAAGCAGGCGAGCCACAAAAGACAAUUGUGGGAACAAAAGAAAUAAUAACAAAAAGUGUAAGUCCUUCGAACUUGUACACUUCGGCGUUUACGCAUCAACCUAUCUCAAAAACGCAGGUUGUUCCAAGUACGUAUUCGUCUAGGGCACAGCCAACGCUAGCAUCAAUGAUUACGCCCAUUACAUCGGGCUUACAUGUCACGGGGCAGACGGUUCAACCAUCGUCUUCACUAACACUACUUGGACUUAAAAAUAUGCCAGGGGCGUCCAGUGGCACCUUUCCACUCUAUGGAACUUCGGCCCUUCAUCCCCAAUUUGCCACUGGUACACGAGUAACCACCACUCCGGGUGUGUUUGUCAAUGGCCAGUUUGUUUCUUCAACGAAUGGAAUACUGGGAAGCGCCCUCGGCCAAACAGGAUUACCAAUAACAACGGCUGCCUACACAGCUGGUAUUCCAGUUACUACUGGUUAUCUAUCAGGCACAACCACUUCGCAUCCAUAUAUCCUUGGAGGUUCUGAGAUAGGCGUCCACCCGCACUAUGUAGUUGAAGGCCAUGAGGCUCCCGGAACUCGUUGGCAAUUGAAAGUGUGGCGAAAUCAUCCAGGCGUGUCCACCAUCAUACCGGGUGUGUCUGGUUACACUUCGUAUGUUUCUGGCACUCCAACCAUGGGACUUGUGGGAUCCCCUAGCCUAAGUGGCAUACCAGUGAUUGGGGGAACCAGCUCGCACUACAUCGUCCAUGGUCCUGCUGGAAGCGCCGGCGUUAACCACAUUAUCAGCUCAGUAGGCACAAACCAGCCAUCUGGUACAUAUAUGCCCCAUACCCAGUCUGUUAGCAGAACCAUAUCCGGAAGCAGCAUGUCCACAGGCGACAGCUUUACUACGAGUCCUGGCAGCACCAGCAGUACCGCAAAAUACUACUACAGCUCAUCAAGCGGAGGCAACGGCUAUUCGGGAGUUGGCUCUGGUACCAGCGGAGGCAUCACUUCAAGCCUACAAGGAACAAGUGGAAACAGUGUGUCAUCUUUUGACAGCAACAGUGGCAGCACCGGUUUGACUGAAGAGAAUUUUUCUCAGACAAAACUAAAGUGAGAAAUCUCGCAUAAUCUAGCAAACCUUAAAUGGGGAUUAAUGCCGACAAGCGAUUAUAAAUAGUUAUUGUACAUUAAUAAUUUUAACUACUGCGUGAAGGCGUGCAAUUGUCACUGAAUUGCGAUUCGCUCACCAUUUUCAGAAUAGUGGCAUUGGUGAUGCGAGAAAUAAAGUUUAUAUUGAACAAA